This is a messenger RNA of Dipodomys ordii (Ord's kangaroo rat), 1977 nucleotides long. It is a transcript of the gene Vmp1, whose product is annotated as vacuole membrane protein 1. Gene Ontology annotation, biological process: autophagy; Golgi organization. Lineage: Eukaryota; Metazoa; Chordata; Mammalia; Rodentia; Heteromyidae. Bases 107 to 1330 code for a protein of 407 amino acids. Gene Ontology annotation, cellular component: endoplasmic reticulum; endomembrane system; membrane. The record is from RefSeq and is a predicted model, not a curated record. The transcript is spliced from 11 exons.
AUCCCAGCGGCGGGUGUGAGAGUCGGUGUGGAGCAGCUUCUGGGAUCCUGAGGAGCCGCAGCCGGAGUCGGAGUGGCGAGCUCCUCAAGAGUUACUGAUCCAUGAAAUGGCAGAGAAUGGAAAAAAUUGUGACCAGAGACGUGUAGCAAUGAACAAGGAACAGCAUAAUGGAAAUUUUACAGAUCCCUCAACAGUGAAUGAAAAGAAGAGGAGGGAUCGAGAAGAAAGACAAAAUAUUGUCCUAUGGAGACAGCCACUCAUUACCUUGCAGUAUUUUUCUUUGGAAACUCUUGUAAUCUUGAAGGAAUGGACCUCAAAAUUAUGGCAUCGUCAAAGCCUUGUGGUGUCUUUUUUACUGCUGCUUGCUGUGCUCAUAGCUACGUAUUAUGUUGAAGGAGCACAUCAACAGUAUGUGCAACGUAUAGAGAAACAGUUCCUUUUGUAUGCCUAUUGGAUAGGCUUGGGGAUUUUGUCCUCUGUUGGGCUUGGAACAGGGCUGCAUACCUUUCUGCUUUAUCUGGGUCCACACAUAGCUUCAGUUACAUUAGCUGCUUAUGAAUGCAACUCAGUCAAUUUUCCUGAGCCACCCUAUCCUGAUCAGAUUAUCUGUCCAGAUGAAGAGGGCACUGAAGGAGCCAUUUCUUUGUGGAGUAUCAUCUCAAAAGUUAGAAUUGAGGCCUGUAUGUGGGGUAUCGGUACAGCGAUUGGAGAGCUACCUCCAUAUUUCAUGGCCAGGGCAGCUCGCCUCUCAGGUGCUGAACCAGACGAUGAGGAAUAUCAGGAAUUUGAAGAGAUGCUGGAAAAUGGAGAGACUCCACAAGAUUUUGCUUCACGGGCUAAACUGGCAGUUCAAAAUCUAGUACAAAAAGUUGGAUUUUUUGGGAUUUUGGCAUGUGCUUCAAUUCCAAAUCCUCUGUUUGAUCUGGCUGGAAUAACAUGUGGACACUUUCUUGUACCUUUUUGGACCUUCUUUGGUGCAACCCUGAUUGGAAAAGCAAUAAUUAAAAUGCAUAUCCAGUAUCUAUCUCUCCUGCCUUUCUUCCCAAAUGUAUCCUUUCCUGGGCUACUGUGCCCUGCCUCCAGUGCUGUCCCGGGCAUCGGUCCUUCUCUGCAGAAGCCAUUCCAGGAAUACCUGGAGGCUCAGCGCCAGAAGCUUCACCACAAAAGAGAUGUGGGCACCCCACAGGGAGAAAACUGGUUAUCCUGGAUGUUUGAGAAAUUGGUCGUGGUGAUGGUGUGUUACUUUAUCCUGUCUAUCAUUAACUCAAUGGCACAAAGUUAUGCCAAACGAAUCCAACAGCGGUUGAACUCAGAGGAGAAAACAAAAUAAGCAGAGAAGGCUUUUAACUGCAGAAAUUAGGAUGAGUAGGUUAUGGAAUGACCCAUAACCAGGAAGAAAAAUUCUCUUUUCCAACCUGUAUCAAUUUUAAAAACAUUUUUCCUGAAAGCAGUUUUAAGUUCAUAUUUUGCACUGACAUACUUUUCCUUUAUGUGUUAAGGUAAGGUAUCAACCCUCAAUUCAAUCCACAUUUUUUUUAAAUUAGGGUGAAUGUGAUGUUCAGCCACAAACUUAACAGAAACUGGCCUUCUGUAUUACUUUCAAAAGGCCUACUUGGUACAAUUGGAGAAUACUAUGUUAAAUAUGUCAAGCUUUUUAGGCUUGUCUCUGAUUUGUUUUUUUCUAAGUCAUCAAAAUGUAUAUAAAUUAUAUAUAGAUUGGAUAUCAGUCUUGCAUGCCUAUCAUGGUACAAUUUAAUAUACCAUCCUACCCAAACUCCUCUCCCACCCUGGAAAAAAAAAAAGGCCAUUUUAUGAUGCAUUACACACCCUCUGGGAGAUUAAUCUUUAAAUUUUAAAACAGUAUAAGAAAAAUCUGUUUGGUGUCUCACAAGUGAGUACACCAUUUUUUAUUCUGUAUAUUUAGAAUGAAGUCAUGAAAAAAAAAACUUUAUAAAGACAUCUUUGAUCAUUCCAAAA